Messenger RNA from Gadus morhua (Atlantic cod), 17910 nucleotides. RefSeq names its product piccolo presynaptic cytomatrix protein a (gene pcloa). Gene Ontology annotation, molecular function: protein binding; structural constituent of presynaptic active zone; metal ion binding. Gene Ontology annotation, biological process: protein localization to synapse; presynaptic active zone assembly. NCBI's taxonomy places the organism in Eukaryota, Metazoa, Chordata, Actinopteri, Gadiformes, Gadidae. The transcript is spliced from 27 exons. The record is from RefSeq and is a predicted model, not a curated record. Bases 1 to 14487 code for a protein of 4828 amino acids. Gene Ontology annotation, cellular component: axon; membrane; glutamatergic synapse.
AUGGGAAACGAAGCGAGCCUCGAAGGAGGCGAGGGGGGCCUUUCUGGACUACCGGCGGGGCUCGCACCUGACGGCAAGGGAGGCUUCGUGCGGGUCCCCGGCGGGGAGGCGGCGGACCUUAGCCAGCUGAGCGAGGAGGACAGGAAGCAGCUCGUCGCGGCCAUGUCAAGGGCGCGAACAAGACCUCCGGAGGCGGAUGCCCAGCGGCGUUCCCAGCAGGUAGGCUCCGGGGCGUCCAGGGUCCCCACAGGGCUGAGCAAGAGCCGGACGGUCGACGCCUUCGGCCAGGGCCCCGUCGGCAGGGCGCCCCCGGGCCGCAGCCCCUCCUCCCUCAGCCUCCUCGAGUCCCGGUUCCGGCAGGAGGCCAAAGAGCCGGAGACCCCCAAGACCUCCGGCAUGUUUGGCUCGGGCUUCCUGAGCGGGGCCAACCCCCUCAGCGCCAUGACGUCCUCCGUGUCCUCCUCCAUGUCCUCCUCCAUGUCCUCCAUGGGCGACGCCGUCAGCAUCCCCAAGUUUGGCCUGUUCGGGGAUGACGAGGAGGGGGCGGAGGCGGCGGCCGCGCCAGGGGCCAAACCGGGGGGGAAACCACCGGGGAAGGGCCCCCAGCAGAGCCCCGGGCCCCGGGGGCCACAGCAGGGAGGAGCUCCCAAACAGGGUCAGGGGCCCCCUGGACAACAGGGGCAGAAGCAAGGGCCCCCAGGACCCCAGCAGGGAGGCCCUCCGAAACAGGGUCAUGGUCCCCCGGGACAGCAGGGGCCAAAGCAGGGGCCCCCAGGACAACAGGGGCCAAAGCAGGGGCCCCCAGGACAACAGGGGCCAAAGCAAGGGCAAGGGCCCCCGGGACAACAGGGGCCAAAGCCAGGACAAGGGCCCCCAGGACAACAGGGGCCAAAUCCAGGACAAGGGCCCCCAGGACAACAGGGGCCAAAGCAAGGGCCCCCGGGACAACAGGGGCCCAGGCAAGGCCAAGGGCCCCCAGGACAGGGACCACCCGGUCAGGGCCAAAAACCGGGGGGCCCGGAGCAGCAGAAGUCUGGCCCUCCUUCACAAGGACCCGGGAAGCCCGGGGCCCAGCAGCAAGGGCCGGGUGCAAAGCCAGGGGAGCCGGCCAAGGCUGGGGGCCCCCCGGGGCCGGGAAAGCCUGGCGGGGGGCUCUGUGGUCUCUGUAAGACCACCCAGCUGAACGUGGGCUCUCAGGACCCCCCCAACUACUGCAGCUGCACGGUGUGUAAGAGCCAGGUCUGCAACCUCUGCGGCUUCAGCCCUCCGGACUCCGGGGGGAAGGAGUGGCUGUGUCUCAACUGCCAGAUGCAACGCGCCAUGGACGGCAUGGACCCCCCGGGUAUGACCAAGGGCUCGGCCCCCCCCUCACCCCAACGCCAGUCGCCUGGCAAGCCGGGCAAGCUGCUGAUCCGACAGCAGAGCACCGUGGACCCGGGGCAGAAGUCCCCGGGCCCCCGCUCCCCCGGGCCCCGGUCGCCGGCGUCCUCCGCCGCCGGCUCGCCCAAGAUCGACCCCAAGACGGGGCGGGCCCUCCAGCCCCGGGGCAGCCCCCAGCCGUCCCCCGCCAAGCCCAAGCAGGAGUCCAGCUUCUUCGGGGGCUUCGGGGGCAUCAGCCUGGGGGGCCUGACCGACUCGGUCAAGCCCCCGGCGGCGACGGAGUCCGUGACGGGGAAGCUGUUCGGCGGCUUGGGGGGGCUCGUGGAGUCGGCCAAGCCCCAAGCCCCCGCCAAGCAGGAGGCGGCCAAGCCCCCGACGACCUCGCGCUCCCAGAUGUUCGGCUUCGGCUCGUCCAUCCUGAGCUCCGCCUCCAACCUGGUCGGCGGCGGCGGCGAGGGCGACAAGGCGGCGGGGUCUCCCCCGGAGUCCCCCGUGGACUCGGACCUGGGGUCGCCCCCGGAGUCGCCCUUCUCCGCCGCCGGCUCCCCGCCCGAUUCGGACUCCGCUCCGGACACGCCCCCCGCCACCUCCGAGGGAGCCCACUCCCCCUUCACAGAGGUCGGGGGGGAGGACGACCCCGCGGAGCCGGAGGCUCCGGAGGCCACAGCAGCUCCGCCCGCCCCUCCAUCGGCUGCUCCACCCGCCGCUCCACCCGCCGCUCCACCGGCUGCUCCACCCGCCGCCCGGGAACACUGCCCUCUGUGCAAGGCGGAGAUGAAUGUAGGAUCCAGCGAGCCGCCCGACUACAGUCGCUGCUCCGAGUGCAGGAAGACGGUGUGUAACCUGUGUGGCUUCAACAGCCCUUCUCAGCAGGGAGAGAGAGAAUGGCUUUGCCUGAACUGCCAGACCCAGAGAGCGAUGUCGGGCCGACUCGGAGACCUGCCUCCCGCCGCCGUGGCUUCCCCCGCGCCACAACCACCUGCUCCUACCCCCGUCCCUCCCUCCACCCCUCCUCCUGCUGCCGUAGUUACAAAACCCUCGGUAGAAACCCCCCAACCCACCCCACCGCCUCCGGAGACCAAGGUAGAGUUCCCCCAGACUCCGACUCCGACCCCCGCACCCACACCUGAUAGCGAACCCCUGACCGGCAGUCCUCCGGCCCCCAGGGUCUUACCCUCUGACUGCACCCCCCAGGAGACUGGGAGUGACCAUCUAGAGCCACAAGCAUUGGCAACAGUUUCUGAGCCUUCGGCUGACGAAGCUGCCCCCGUUUUAGAGAGGUUUGCUGAGGUUGUACCCCAGGCUACAGCGUCGGAGCCACCAGAGAGUAGUUUUGGAGUACAGCCUGCUCACGCUCAGCCUGAAACUGUCAGUUCCGCCCCAGUGGACACUGAGCCAAAGCUUGAGAUAAAUGCAGAGUUGGCGGGCGAGGCGAACGACAGUUUUACACCGCCCGUCACAGAGAUGGAGCAGACAGAGUCCCCCGCAAAGGGCGAGGCACUCCAGAGGUCUUCGCCUGCUGCAGAGAUUGUAGAAAAAGAACUAGGGGCCGGGGAAAAAGAGUCAGCUGCGGUAGAGGAAGCUUCGAGUCUGAUAGCCCACGAGCCGGAACUCGCAGCUCCUACAGUUAUACAGGCAGAACACAGAGAGGGGGUCGAACGUGUGGCUGCCCUUCAAGAGGGGAACUUGGGUAAAGAUGAAACUCGAGCGGCUCCAACAGAGCAGGCAGUAGUGACACUGGAAGCACUCCAAGAUGUGAGCAGUGUGCAGGAGCCAGAGGGAGGAAAUAUAGUAUCAGACAAGGGGAACGAAUCUCCUGCUGAAAUUAAGGUUGAGCCAGAAGUGAUUACGAUCCAGCCAGACAGCGCAGUCCCCGCAGCCACUGUCGACAACGCCAUGGUUCUCCACGCUGUGGAGGGUCAGCCAGAGCCGACGCCAGCGCCGGCAGAGGAUAAAGAAAGCACAGAGGAGAAACUGCCUGGUUUGGAUGUAGAGGGAAAGGCUGAGGCUAUUGCCACUGAACCCCAUGUACCCCUAGCAGCGGAAGAGACGGUAGAGGAAGCAAAGGAGCUUCUGCAAACACUGGUUGAGGAGAAACUUAGUGCAGCUCCAGCAGAGGGUGAAAUGAACACAGCUGUUAACAAGGCCGCACAGGAGGAGUUAAUCGACAAGAAUCCAUUUGAGGAGAGGCUCGCCGAGGCACUUUUAACUGAGGAGAGGUUGCCUGAGGGAGGAUCUGUUGUGGGAGAGGCGUCUGAACAGUGGACAGGCGCAGAGAAGGCCCCAGAUAAGAUAGCGUCUGACGGAGAGCCAGCCUCAACCCCCCUCACUGAAUCUGAGAGCGCUGGCCCCGUGAUAGAUGGAGGGAAUAAAGAACUAAAAGCGUCCGCGGAGCCAGCACAGUCUGUCCCAGUUAGUCAUGGGUUCUCUGAAGAAGAGAAGCGGGAAAAUAAUGAGUUGGAACAAUGUCCACCCGCUGACCAAUCCCUGGUGCAAGAAUGCCCGGUAGUGAUCGCCUCAUUGGAGGGAACAUGUGUAGCGAGAAAGCAACGCCCUUUGCUCAAAGCAGAAACCGUCCGUCCGGAGGAAAAUGAGAAUGAUGCAGAAACGAUGCUUAAUCCACAGAAAACCACGUCUGUCCCGCCGGAGGAAAGCAUAACCAAAUCUGUUGACAUCGAUAAUUGUGGUAGUGAAGGAGAGAAAAUAAAGGGGGAAGGGUCAGAUCUGAAUGCAGAGGCAGCGUCGUGCCCUAGUGCAGUCAGUGAGGCACAAGAACUCCAUGAUGUCUCUCAGAACCAGACCCUGCCGGUUAAGAUAGAAACUGAAAAGCAAGAGACAAACUUGACAGGUGAAAAUAACAAAGAAAAAGCUCGUCAAGAGUCUUUGACAGGCAGUGACGAGAGGCAGACAGAAAGCACGUCAGAGAAAGGGGAACAUGCAGAGCCCAAUAGCACUCUGCCGCAAAUCGCUCUGUCUGAAACAGAAAAACAAGUUGAGUCAAAAGCCCACGUCGGUUACAAAAUGGAGUCUGCUUCCGUAGCAGCAGCAGCUGAGAACAUGUGUAGUGACAAGGAGGGGAGGGCAGAGCGUGAUAUCAGAGAGGACAUGACUCCCAAGGACAACGAAACAUCCACGAUGGUUUCCGAAAGCGUUUUAACAGCUCAUGCCCCCGUAGCAGACCCUAGCCCCCCAGCCUCUGUAGUUAGUGAGCAGGAGGGAGACGGUGUCCCGACGCAGCAGAGUGCUGACACAGAGGAGCAAAGGAAGGCCGAUGCUAAGCUGCCGGAAAAACCUAGUGCUGCAGAGGCGUCGGCCGAGGAUAAAGACCAGAAGAAACCUGAGGUUGUAGAAAUCGCCCAGGAGAUCACUCCCACCAGUCCGUCCGACUUCGCCCGGCUGGAGAGCACUGUGCUGCCCCUCUUGGAGGCCCAGCAGGCCGGCCCACAGACCCCCGCCGGCGAGGGGAACACCGACUCCCUGAAGACCCGACGCAAACUGGAGGUACUGCCUCUCUCGCCCGACACACCCAGCUCCGAGGACGACAGAGAGCUCUCUGAGAAGGGGGUUGCCACCGGGACGAGCACUCAGAAGAAGCUCCUGGUGCCCGACAACGUGCGAGCGGACUCCCUGGAGGACAGCAGCGAGAGCUUCGGCAAGGAGAGCCCCGUGUCCGGGGACGACGAGGACUUCAUACGGAAGCAGAUCAUGGAGAUGAGCGAGAACGAGGACGCGUCCCCGUCCGACGAGGAGAACCCGAUUCGCCGAAAGAUAAGAGACGACGAGAAGAAACGGUCUGAACAACAAAGGAACGCAUCUGCAAAGAACAGACGCCUCCUCAAAAAGAGCUCCGUAAGCCCUGAUGAUGAGGAGGAAAAGCCUCUCUCCGGCUCAUUGGACAAGGCUAACGAUGCAGCGAAAGACGAGGUGACCGAACCCAAGCAAGGGGAGCCGGAGACCGGUGUAGCGGUCCGUAAAUUUAGAACUAUCGAGCUUAACGCAACCAGCGCCCCUAUUUUGAUAACUCCUGAUGAUGGGGAGCUGGAAAUGGGAAGCCUGACAGAUUCGCCAGACGACCGGUCCAGAGGAGACGGAUCGUCCAGCCUACACGCAUCGAGCUUCACCCCGGGGACGUCCCCAACAUCCGUGUCCUCUCUCGACGAGGACAGCGACAGCAGCAGUCCCAGCAACGUGCGCUCGGGAGAGGGGAAACAACACAGGAAAGCCAAACACAGACAGCCGGGUCAGACGCUCCCGACCAUCGAGGACUCCUCGGAGGAGGAAGAACUGCGUGAAGAGGAGGAUCUCCUGAGGGAGCAGGAGAAACAGAAGGGCUCGGGAAAGAAAUCCAAGAAGGACAAAGAUGACCUUCGAUCCCAGAGGAGGAGAGAGCGUCCCAAGACGCCCCCGAGCAAUCUGUCCCCGAUCGAAGACGCCUCUCCAACGGAAGAAUUGAGACAAGAGGCAGAGAUGGAGGAGAUCCGGCGCUCCUCCUGUUCCGAUUUCUCCCCGAGCAUCGAAUCCGAUUCAGAAGGGUUUGAGAUCCAUGCGUCAAAGAUCGCUGCGGUACAGAAAACGUAUCAGCUCCCAACGUCCGUGUCCCUUCACUCUCCGACUGAUGAGCAAAACGCUGACAAAACGGAUACAAAGAUUCUUAAAACUGCCGACGAGGCGUAUGAAGAGAUAAUGCUGCGAGCCAAAUCUCCAACGGUGGAGAUUCAACCCGCCAAAGAGUCCCUGUACGGAGGCAUGUUGAUCGAGGACUACGCCUAUGAGACUCUCAUUGACAACGCAAACGCUGAGCAGGUGGUGCAGGAUAAUAUGGAAGUUCCGGCAGAGUCCAAAAAGCUGAGAUCGCCGGACGAAGUGUACGAAGACAUGAUAAAGAAAAGAAAGGAGUUCAUGAAGCUUGAGCAGGAAUAUCAAAAGAUGCAGCCGGUGACAACGAUGACCAAGCCCGAGAUUGUGUUGCAGCCUGCUGAGAGUGUCGUCUCUAAUAGCACUGCAGUCACACCGGGGAAGGAUGGGAAAACAUUACUGGAUGCUGAGGCGGCCUACGAAGAGCUCAUGAAGAAGGUCUUGACACCUGGGACCAGUCCAACCCAGCAGGACCCAGAGGCCGUACCGCGCAGGGCGCUCCAUCCCAUCCCAGACCUCAAGGUGACACAAUGCUCUUCUGGAGAAUUGUCCUCAGAUGAGGAGUUCAUCAAAAAGGAAGAGGAGAAGAGCGCCACACCACCAGUCACUUCCUGUGCAGAGUCUGACUCUGUUAUUAUUGAAGUUCCACCUUUGUCCGCAUCAGAACAGACACCACAAACGAAUGCUGUUUCAUCCCAAUCAGAUAUUGUAGAUCUGUCCUGCGCCACGCCCACACCAGCACCCCCUGUGCUGGUCAAUGCGUCUCCCCUGUCCACUGUUCCUCAGUACACAGCCACUGUUCCCAGCAUAGUGUCAACUGCCCCACCGGUACCCCCCAAGCCACACAUCCUUCGCCGGGGUAAUUCUCAGGAAAAAACAGAUUCAUCAUCCACGUCUCCUCUGCCACCCCCCACUCAGCCAAAACCCACAGUAUUCCCCAGGAAACCUCCAGUUCCACUUCCACCUCAAGCCCCGGUCUGUCCCAUCAGGCCAGAACCCUUGGCCACCACUACAGACCAAGCUGCACGAUACCCAGUGGCACCAACGUAUAAGCCUCAUGUUCCUCCUCCAGUUCCCCCAAAACCAUCCAUUCCUACCGGGGGUGGGCCUAGUCACAGACCAGGGGAUGGUGCCAAACCACCGAUUGCACCAAAGCCUAACUCUCAGCCUCCAUCCCCUGCCCAUGUCCACUAUCCACCUAGACCCACUGCAUUUUCCUCAGACCCUGUAGAUGUAGCCCUGAAUCUGAGUCCCUCGACUGAAAACAAGUUCUUUCACUCCUCACCUUCUUCACCAAGGUACGCGAGCAAUCUUCGUGACACAUAUGUGGUCAUUACACUCCCCUCUCAACCCAAUUCCCCGGUCGAAGGGAUCUCAACCCAAGCCCCAUCUAGUCCUGGUCCAGUCUCCCCUUUAAGGCAUGGUCAACAGUCAUAUCCUCAACCAUAUCCACCCCAAACACAAACCACUAGGGUGCCCCUGGCAUACACAAGGGUCACAGAGUCCAUAGAAAGCCAGGAGAUCUGUGGCCUGGACAAGCAUGUCUCUAGUUCUUGUCAUAUUAUCGAGGCUAUAUCUGCCUCAGCACAACCUCCAGCGGCUCUGCCUAACGUUGUAUCUCAGGUGGUCAAAACAGAAGUCCAAAGAACUACCGUAUCUGUUGUCCAUGAAAGAGCACCUCCCCCAAUGCCAUCUCCGAGGGCCAACGGUGUUCCGAUCUCAAUGGAGAAGCCAAAAACCCAACCGCCUGGACAGAACGGACAGGCCUACCAGCAUUGUGAGGUGGUCGAUCUUAGAACUAUGAAAGAAGAACCAGGAAGUGACAUGAAAGGUGUGGACCUGUCUUCUGGCACAGAUUGCAGGCGGCAGUCCUUUACAACCAGCGACGUCGGUAGUCGUCAGACAAGUGCAGUGCAGCCCUCGGUGGUCAACCUCAGUGCCGAAUCGUCCACUGUCUCUAUUGUCACUGACAGCAUCACCAUCGUGACCUGUGCGGCGACAAUCCAGCGCUAUGACAGUUUGGACACCUAUGCUACUACAGCGCCUCUCCAGCUGACAAAAAACAAAGCAUUCGAGCCCAUGUCUCAGAUCGUGUUUCGUCCUAUCAGUGCUCAGCCUACGACCGCAUCCAAUGUGGAGAUCCCAAUCAACCUUUCAGUGGGAUCAGGCACCAGUGCAACGUUCCAGGCCCCACCGGUCACCAUGGCCCCCAUGCCAGCUCAGAGCUGUGUAUCUGCGAAUGGUUUGAUCACGGGCACAGCGACGUUCGCAGGGGCUGUGGACCUUAGCACCACCAAACCAUUCAACACUUUGGUAUCGGUAGACACGACUUCAUCAGAGAUUGUCACCGCAGUCAUGGCAGAGGACGACGGCAAACCCGUGGAUCUAACGGCGGGGAGAAGGUCUGCAUGCUGCGAUGUUGUCUACAAACUGCCAUUCGCAGGGAGCUGCACAGCUCAGCAGCCCACCACACCCUUACCCGAAGACCGCUUCGGAUAUCGAGACGACCACUAUCAGUACGACCGCUCACCCUAUGGCAUGAGAGGAUUUGGGGGAAUCAAACCGUCGAUGUCGGACACUAACCUGGCGGAAGCUGGGCUUUUCCUUUACAAGAGCAAGAACAGUUAUAAUUUCAACGUCACCACAGAAGGUGCGGUAGAUCUUACCUCAGCAAAGGGUUCCGACACAGGUGAAGCAGUGGACUACUCCAGGAAAGGGGCCUAUGCAGGCAUGACAAUCCCGCCCUACUCCCAGGCCCUGGUCACCGGUGCUGCGGGCACCAUCUUUGGAACCAACACUGUUCUGAGGUCAUCCAACGGGGUGGUCUAUUCUUCAGUCUCGGCACCAAUCCCCUCUACGUACGCCAUCACCACCCAACCCGGCUCAAUCUUCAGCACUACAUACAACAACACCAUGCACACCAGCGACACCAUGCCGUCCCUCUCCAACCUCGAAACUCUGCCACUCAAACGGUCCCAGAGCUUCCUCUCCAGCCUGUCGGCCGGCGAUAUGGAGGACGUCCCCCUCAACCUGGAGCUCUCAAAGGACGGCAGCCUCAGUGCUGCUGAUGUGGUCUCCAGGGCGUUGACGUCCCUGUCCCUGGACAGCUACACCGACGCGUCCCUGGAAGCCAUCGCUGCCUCCCUGGAGGCCCUGUCCUCCCCCAUGGUGCCCGGCGACGGCCAGUACCAGGCGGAACGCGAGCGCCUGGAGAUGGAGAAGCUCAAGCAGCAGCGCCUGGCGGAGGACCUGGAGUGGGAGCGACAGGAGAUCCAGCGGUUCCGCGAGCAGGAGCAGAUGCUGGUUCAGAAGGAGCUGGAGGAGCUGCAGUCCAUGAAGCAGCACAUCUUGGCCCAGCAAGAGGAGGAGAGGCAGGCGCACCUCAUGCUGCAGAAGGAGACCUACGCCCAGCAGCAGCAACAGUUGGAGCAGAUCCAGAGGCUCCAAGGGCAGCUCCGCAUGCAACUGGAGGAACAAAAGAUCCGGCAGAUGUACCCUGGGGGAGAGGUCCCGGGACAUGGUCCACAGGAGGCCAUCGUGAUCGGGCCCGAUGGCACCAUACUGGCCCGCAAGAUCACAGAUAGUGGAUGCCAGACGGAUGAAGAGGACGAUGCAGUGAGCAAAGCGUACACAGCUGGCAGGAAGAAGAAGAGCGUCAAAAAGGGCGUGGAUAGUUGCGUGCAGACGGACGAUGAAGAUCAAGACGAAUGGGAGGAGCAGAACAGGGCCAGACGAAGCAGACCUCGCACCUCACGGGGAGAUAGGGGCGGGCAGUCGGAGAUGACUCUGCAGGCCCACACAGAGAUCAGUAUACAGACCGACGCGGAGGGGAACAUACGAAUGGACACCUCGAUGGAGCUCUCAGACUCCGAGAGGACCUCCCCGAAGAGGCGCCCCACUCCCUUAGAGAUCGGCCAGUCGGCCAACCUCAAAGCCGACCCUUCUGCUCUUCAGGCCCCCAAAUCCCCCAAAGUCCUCUACUCCCCGAUAUCUCCCUGUGUAUCCCCCAGCAAAUCCCUGGAGUUUGUGUCCUAUGAAAACACACUGGGCGAUACAAGCCCUCAGAAGCUGCGAGGGGAUCCAUCUUAUGUCUCCCCAGCAGCCAGCCCAAGGGGACCCAAGGCCAUGCAGAGGUCUCUGUCCGACCCCAAGCCCAUGAGCCCGACGGGGGAGGAAAGAGUCUCGUCUGGCACACAGCAUGGGGACGGCUUCACAGGUAAGGGCUCGGGGGGCACGCCCACCGGCACUCAGAAGAAGGUGAAGCGCACGCUACCGAACCCUCCCUCAGAGGACGAGUCCGCCGCCAGCGGCCAGACGGCGUACACCACCGGCUCCGCCCGACGCCGGAUGUGCCGCAACUCCAACCUGGCCCGCGCCAAAAUCCUGCAGGACAUCGACCGGGAGCUGGACAUGGUGGAGCGGGAGUCGUCCAAGCUGCGCAAGAAGCAGGCGGAGCUGGACGAGGAGGAGAAGGAGAUCGACGCCAAGCUCCGGUACCUGGAGAUGGGGAUCAACCGCAGGAAGGACGUCCUGCUGAUCGAGCGGGAGAAGCGGGAGCGCGCCUACCUGCAGAGCGUGGCCGAGGACCGGGACUACAUGUCGGACAGCGAGGUCAGCAACAUCCGCGACACGCGAGGCGGCUGUGGGGACGGCGAGGACGAGGACCUCGUGGUCCACGGCCUGGAGCGUCCGCGGACGGCGCCACAGUCGGAGCUGGAGGAGUUUGUUCCUCCGCAGACCAAACACGAAUACUCAAAAUACUCCCAGUACCAAUACUCUCAGACCCAUUACCAGUCCCUCUACCAGGCCCCCCAGGCCUACCAGUCCCAGUCCAUCUACUCCUCCGUGCCCUCCCUCACCAGCGCCCAGCAGCAGAGCUACCACCAGAUGCUCCUCAUCCAGCAGAAGGCGGCAAGGCAAGCGGCCCUCCUCUCGGAGCUGGACGCGACCAAGUACAGCGUGGUUAGCCGCCAGCCCGACCCCACCUCCUCCGCCUUCCUCGGAGUAAAGUACGACAAGUACGGGAACCACCUGGACCUCCGGGCCCUCGAGAGCGGCAGCAUGGCCGGGAGCCCCAUGUCGGCCAUCUCCGACUCCUAUUACACUGACGUGGACCACCACACGCCCCGCAGCUACAUGCUGCUGGAGGACGCCGCCGAACUGGCCAAGGGCACCGCAGGCCUGUCGUCCUCCUACAGCCUGGCCGAACGGGAGCUGGCCAAGGCGGAGAAGCUCCUGCGGAGGAGCGCCGCGGACCUGUGUUCGGCCGACUACCUGGGGUCCACCUCGAGGCUCCACACCUAUGGGAAGACCCCCGACGAGGACGACCCCAUGGAGGAGCCCUACGAGCUGAAGCUCCUCAAGCAGCAGCUGAAGCAGGAGUUCCGUCGGAGCACGGGCGGGUCGGAGAGCCUGGAACAGCUGACGGGGCUCUCCCAUCACUACUACUCGCCGAACUCCAGCCUCUCCGGCUACUCCCAGAGACAGUAUCCAAAGACGGACAAGUACAGCAUCAGCCGGCUCACUCUGGAGAAGCAGGCGGCGAAGCAGCUCCCGGCGUCAAUGCUGUACCAGAAACAGAAGCCGACGCUGGUGGAACCCAAGAGCUCCACCAAGUAUUCCUCCAUCACCGACGGACGAGGUCUGGACACGGACUACAAUUACCUCGGGUCGACCAGCGCGUCGGCGAGGUCCAGCCGGCUGCUGCAGGACGAGAUCACGUUCGGCCUGCGUAAGAACAUCGCCGAGCAGCAGAAGUACCUCGGCUCCACGCUGGGCGCCAACCUGGCCGGCUCCCUCAACAUGGGCCAGAGCCUGGGCCUGGACUCCGCCUACCCCAGCGGCAGCCGCUCAAGACCGGCUUCCAGGCCGACGUCGUGCUACGGCCUGGAUCUGUCCCUCAAGAGGGACCCGUCCAACUCGUCCCUGAGGCUGAAGGGUGACGGGGAGGCCUCCGGGGACAUGUCCCUCUACCAGACACCCUCCGGUCGCACCAAGCCCACCAGCCUUCCCAUCGUGCAGAGCGGGAGAGGCCGGAUUCCGAUCGUGGCGCAGAACUCCGAGGAGGAGAGUCCGCUGAGUCCCGUGGGCGAGCCGAUGGGCAUGGCGAGGGCGUCGGCCGGACCGCUGCCGCCCAUCUCGGCCGACUCCAGGGACCAGUUCGGCUCCUGCCUGUCCCUGCAGGAAUCCGGGCAGCAGCACAUCAGAGAGGAGCCGACCAGGGGGAGGAACUACGCUCUGCUGGACGACCAGAGCAACAUGUCGGACAACGAAGCUCUGAGUGCCUCGAUGAUGGCUUUAAACAGAGACGAUUCAGCCAACGCCUACCAACAGAGACGGGAGGGGGCUGACUGGUACGACAAACCCCGAGACGGCCGCUUAGAGAACAGCCAAGAGAGGAGACAGGGUAAAGGGCCAUACUACCCCUUCCCCCACCUCCACGUCAAACUGCAACGGGACCCCAAGGACCGCAUGACGUCAGCAGGUAACGGACUGGGGCUCCGCCUGGUGGGGGGGAAGGAGGUCCCGGGGGGCCACGGAGACAUCGGGGCGUACGUGGCCAAGGUCCUGCCCGGCGGCCCGGCCGAGCAGACCGGGAAGAUUCUAGAAGGAAUGCAGGUCCUGGAGUGGAACGGCGUUCCUCUGACGGGGAAGACCUACGAGGAGGUCCAGGGCCUGGUGGGACCGCAGUGCAGCGACGCAGAGCUGUGUGUCCGUCUCGAUCUGAACAUGCUUGCGGACACAGACAGCUCUCAGCACCUGGACAUUCAGGAGCACCCCAAAGCUGUAAACAAGCUGUUUGUUAGGGUGGCAGGCGACCGGCCCCCCCGGUCUCCGGGUGUGGACCCCAAGCAGCUGGCGGCCGAGCUGCAGAAGGUGUCCCAGCAGCAGGCCCCCCCCACCUCCACCUCCAACAGCACCACCUCCUCCUCCACCAACCCCCUCCCGGCCAACUCCACCUCAGACACCGCCAGCCCCGGCCAGCCAGGGUCCCCCUCCGUCAGCAAGAAGCGCCACAGCAGCAAGACAGCUGAGGGCACCAAGAUCCAGUCCCAACCGGUCUCUGGAGAGAUCCAACUCCAGAUCCACUACGACAAGCAGAUGGGGAACCUGAUCGUUCAUGUGCUGCAGGCGCGCAGCCUGGCCCAGCGGGACAACAACGGCUUCUCAGACCCCUUCGUCAAGGUCUACCUCCUCCCGGGGAGAGGUCAGGUCAUGGUUGUCCAGAAUGCCAGCGCUGAGAACAAGAGGCGGACCAAACACGCGGGCAAGAGCCAGAGCCCGGAAUGGAACCAGACGGUCAUCUACAAGAACAUCCACCUCGAACAGCUGAGGAAGAAGACGCUAGAAGUGAGCGUGUGGGACUACGACAAAAGCUCCUCCAACGACUUCCUGGGAGAGGUGCUGAUCGACCUGUCCAACACGGUGCAGCUGGACAACGUCCCGCGCUGGCUGGUCCUGAAGGAGCAGAGCGAGGGCGGGGAGCACCACCGCCGCUCGGCCCACUCGGGCGGGGGCCGGCAGCACUCCUCCAAGCCGUCCUCGCAGCACGCCUCCCCCAAGACGGGGGGCUCCACCCAGGACCUCCACGACUCGCCCAAGACCUCCGUCAGCAAGAGCCGCAGCCACGGCAUCUUCCCCAACCCGGCCAAGGGCCCCCGUGGCUCCCUCCCCCUGCGGCACCACAGGCACAGUGUAGUGGGCGUGCUCACCAUUCAGAGAGCCCAGCCUGAUUGGCUGCCUCCCCUGCCAUCGCUGGCGUCGGCCAAUAGGAGCAGAGCAGACGGCCGAGCCCCGACCCUUAGGAAGGCCGUGUCUGAAGAGAGGCCGCACGCCAUUGGAGCACGGUCCAGCUAUAGGUCUGGUGAUGCCCCGGUCACUGCCGCUUCAUUGGACAGCGGUUUGAGUGGCAGCGCUUACAGCCUACUGGACGAGGAGGGAGAGACCAAUGAGGUUGACAGUGCCAUCUUUCAGGUGCCACGAUUUGGAAAGAUCCCGAAUGGAGCGGAUGGGUUGAAAUCACCGAUGGGACAUGGUGAUUCAGAAGGUAAGACCCAGGUGAUGGGGGAGAUAAAGAUCGCCCUGAAGAAGGAGAUGAAGACGGAGGGAGAACACCUGGUCCUGGAGAUCCUGCAGUGUCGUAACAUCACCUACAAGUUCAAGACCGCAGACCACCUCCCUGACCUCUACAUGAAGCUGUACGUGGUGAACAUCGCCACCCAGAAGAGGAUCAUCAAGAAGAAGACGCGCGUGUGUCGUCACGACCGCGAGCCGUCCUUCAACGAGACGUUCCGCUUCUGCAUGAACCCCACCGGACACGCGCUGCAGCUGUUCCUGGUCUCCAACGGCGGCAAGUUCAUGAAGAAGACUCUGAUCGGCGAGGCGUACGUGUGGCUGGACAAGGUGGACCUGCGGAAGCGCGUGGUGAGCUGGCACAAGCUGCUGGCCAGCACCGCCCAGAUCCACUCCUAGGAAGACCGGCGGCGCAAACCACAGGGGGGCGACGUGGAGCAGCAUGGGGGAGAACCCGCGCGGGGAACACGUAGCCUGGGGGAAUGAUGAGUACAGACGCCCCCUCUCCCCCCACCACACACACACACACACACACACGCACACGCACACGCACACGCACACACACACGCACACACACACUUCUGAUUCUUUGACGGAUCUUUCGGGGAGGAGGGGUCUAGAUGGGUGCGGGGGUGUUGGUUAGGGGGGGGUGUUGUCUCUUCAUUUCGGCUUCCCUUCUGCUGUGGUGGUUGUUGGGGGCUUUCUGAUUCCUUCUUUCGUCUCUUGUCUUUUUUUCUUUGUUUUCGGCGAUCCGAAGCAAUUGGGGAGUUGGGAGGAGGGGAGGGGGGGGGGGGGGGGGUGUUUACAGGAGACGGACACAUGUUUACAGGAAGUAGGUGAUGAGGUUUGUGUUGGACAUGGGAUUCAAGAGAGGAAACGCAAGAAAACGCAAGAAUCAACCAGGUAUUACAUACUUUCUUACUUCACUCACACACACACAUGCAGCACGCACCAUCACAUGCACGUGCAAACACAAACACACACGCACACACAUACACACACACACACACUUACCCCACUCUUCGCCCAGCAGUUCUGUACAGUACCGCCAAAACACAGGCGAAAAUCGAAUGGAAACAGGGAAUAGACAAAUCUCAAAUGUAUUUAUUUAUUUAUUUAUUUAUUUAUUUAUUCAUUCAUUCAUGUAUCUAUGUAUUUAUUUAGAUGUUUUAUCCACAAAUGAAAGUUUAAGCAUUUAAAACGACUCUUCUUGUUGCUUUACGAUGAUCCGGCAAUGACAUGUUGAAACUUAAAAGACUAAGGGAGAACAUGUCAUUUGUUUAUUUUUAUAUUAUGCCCAGAGUAUAGAGUUCUAUCAUUUGUCUUCUCCUCAAUUAUUUGUUUGUUAUGCCACGCUUUAGAGCAUUCCAACAUACUUGAGAUUGUGAACUUCUUCUCAAAAUAAACAAAGGAAUUGUUGGCUGCUUAAAAGCCCUUAAAUCCCUUUUUCAGCCUAAUUAUGAAUUCAGUCCCAGCAGAGGAUGUUCAUAUAUCGGAUUAAAAGGUAUAUUGAUAUAGUGUGCACAUUGAUCAGUGUCUCUGAUAUGUAGUACCACAGUAUCAAUACCAGUUAGGUUUUCACUUUUUUUAUAGUUAGGUGAGAUGUCAUUGUCAAAAGAAAGAAUAAUAGAAUAUAUACUGUAGGUAUAUCAGAUAUAGGCCUAGUUAUCUUUACCACUGCCAAUCCGGUCUCGAUAAUUGUGUCAUAUUUAUUAUGAAGCCCCCUAUUUAGACAUUUGAAAUAAAACAUUUGAACAUGCUAUGUAUACAUUAUUUAUUCUCUUUAUUUGUAGCUUGAAUGCAUAUUGUAAUUCAGGCACAUUGCUUCGUAUUUCCUCUUGCUUCAAAACGUGGCUACACUAUUUCAGAAAAACACCUUUUAGUUUACUUUAUUUGCACGUUCUGCUAAGAAUGUUAAGCUGUUAAUGUCCCGUGGGGGUUUUGUGAGGCGGAGAACGAGAGAGGUCAAGCAAAACCAAUUCAACAGGAAUUGAAUGAUAACAACAAGAGGUUAAGCUGUCUAACUGGUUAUCCAAAGUAUUUGCAAAUGUUAUUUUUUUACGUUUAAACUUUGGUAGUAUGGCUAAUGUGCUUACUGUUUGGGUUAAUGUUAAACUUUGCUUAUAUGCCUGUGUCCUUUUCUUAAUUUUCUGUUUUUCUAGUGUUUGUUUUUUUUACAUUGAAAUCCUCUAAACUGAUGACCGAGUUUCUGUUGACGACCGUGACCAUGACAACCGUCCUGAUCGUUUGUUUUGUUCAUCAGGGUCGUCCCCCUUCAGCAUUUGGUCAGUGACAUGUUUUCAACAUCACAAUCCUUUCAAAGGGUAUACGUGACAAUAUCACAUAACCUCGAACACAUGAGGAUGUCAAAGGCCGCCCACAACACGUCUCAACAACUCGAUCACCGUUCAUAUCCUUGCUUAUGCCAAACACAGAACACUUAUUCCAACACGUGUAUCCCACUAAUUUCUAUGCAACAUACAUACAAUGUUGUAACCACAUCUCACCGUACCUGAAUUGAUCUACUAAAUGCUGACACUUGGAGGGAGACAGAUGACCCAAUGUCCAUUUUAUUAUCAUGUUUUAUUUAUUACAUGCAGGUGUUCAUGUUUCAGUUUCACUUGCGCAUUUAAUCUCUGCUCAUUUCAUUUGACCUCAAAUUUUGACCUUGUUUACUAAAAUCCUUUACUUUGUAUCGCGAUAUGCAAAUGUGUUUAUGAACCAUGUGACCUUAAGUUAUUAUUAUUUUAUUUGUUUCAGCAUUUAGUGCUUGUUUACAAUGUUACCUCAAUCUCAGAGAAUUAACUUUUUUGGCCUUUCACACACACACACACACACACACGCACACACACGCACACACACGCACACACACGCGCACACACACACGCACACACAAACACACAGAUGUGCAAUAUAAAUUACGUUUCCAUUCAAUUGAAAGGAAUAAUUUCCCCACAUUAAUAAUAAUUAUGAAUACGUUUUUCUUCAAUUUGUAUUUUUUAUUAUUUUUCAUAGCAAUGUGCUUACAUGUGUAGCAAUUUCAUUUAAACCAUACAACGCAUGGCAUCUGCUGUAACGCAUAGCUUUCAGUCGCUCAGACACACACACAAACACAUACAGAGUUACAUACUUGUGCACUCAAAAGAAGAAGAAUCACUCAGUUGCCAUCUCUCUAUUUCCCACCAUGUAAAUACAGACCUUUUUGUACCAGGGAGAUGUGGCCGCGCUGGGGGGGGGUAGGCUGUAGGUCAUCGGCCAUUAGAAGUAACAGCUCUGCGACUGAAACCACGGGAACCUUAGACGUCUGUACGGACGCUGAUUAGGCCCCGCCCCUUGUCAUUCACGUCACAACCACUAACGGUUCACUAACGAGUCUCCCAACACACUGACCGUCUAUCUUAAUAACUCAAGUAGUUGCAGGAGAAUUUAAAUGUGCUCACCAUUGGAUGUUGCAUGUUUCGUUGGUGGUUCAUACUAUUUUUGUGUCCAGAUACUAUAAAAAAAUAUAAAAAUAAACUAAGAAGAAUAACGAGUGGGGCGAUAGAGACUCUAUGAUAGAGACAGAUAUAGUACACAAUAUAGAGAGUUAUAGAAAGCGUUAUAAAGAAGAAAAAAAUAAAUUAUUUAAUGACGUAUGCUGACUGUACAAAGAUUAUGCUUGUAAAACCCGUCUGGUUUUCCACUUGUACGUAUAAGCAGAAAAAAAUAAUCUACUGUCAUGGUUUUGUGAUUGUACACAGAAGGUAUUGAUAAAUUAUGCAAAUUGUGCUGUAUAAAUGGCUGUUGCCCCAUGUCUAAAUAUUAAAUAUCUGUACAAAUGAA